AUGGCUGGCGUGUCUGGGAAGGCCCAGGGGGGCGAGGGGGGGUCAACACGAGGAGGCAUAGGGAAGCUGCAGCUGCUGCUGCAGCACGGCGAGCGUUUCUUAGAUUUGAUUUGCAGCGGCAGAUAUGAUGCAUCGAGAGACGUAUCCGAGCAGCUGAGGGAGCUGCAGCAGCUGCGGCAGCAGCAGCAACGACAGCGGCAGCACCGUCAGCAGCAGCAGCAGCAGCAGCAGCAGCAGCAGCGACAGCAGCCAAGUGAGCCUGACGGUAAAGAUGAUUUCGGCUCCCCUGACGACUCCGAUCUCCCCGAAAAGAACAGCAACAACAGCAGCAACAGCAGCAGCAACAACAACAGCAGCAGCAGCAGCAGCAGUAUGAAGAGCAACAGCAGCAGCAAGCGUCGUAUGGAGGGUUGGGUGAAGAGCGGCUGCGACGAGGACGGUGACUGCUGCCUGGACGGCGCUGGCGGGCGUGAGGUGUGUGUGCCCAGCAGCGUGCUGCUGCCCCCCAAACCCCACCAGGUUGAGGGGCUGCAGUGGCUGGUGGGGCUGCACGAUAAGGGGCUGAGCGGGCUGCUGGCGGACGAGAUGGGGCUGGGGAAAACCUACCAGACCGUCGCCUUCUUAGCCUUUCUCAGAGACCAUAGAAACAACGCCGGGCCACACCUCAUACUCGCACCCAAAAGCACCAUUGGUCAGCUUCUUGCUCUCUCUUUUUUUCUCUUCUGUAUUUUUUUCGUCGUGCUGGAGGCUGUGGUGCUGGUGGUGGUUAUUGUUUUUUUUUGUAUUAUGGUGACGGUGGUGGUGGUGGUGGUGGUGAUGAUGCUGCUGAUAAUGAUGGUGAUGGUGGUGGUGAUGGUGGUGGUGGUGGUGUGGCUGAUGCUGUUGUUGCUGAUGGUGGUGGUGCAGCAGCAGCAGCAGCAGCAGCAGCACAACUAG
Molecule: messenger RNA, 936 nt
Organism: Eimeria mitis
Lineage: Eukaryota; Apicomplexa; Conoidasida; Eucoccidiorida; Eimeriidae
Product: SWI/SNF-related matrix-associated actin-dependent regulator of chromatin, putative
Exons: 1
Coding region: 1-936 (311 amino acids)
Cellular component (GO): nucleus
Molecular function (GO): ATP-dependent chromatin remodeler activity; ATP binding; DNA binding
Source: RefSeq, a predicted model, not a curated record